Messenger RNA from Eremomyces bilateralis CBS 781.70, 918 nucleotides. RefSeq lists its product as uncharacterized. Lineage: Eukaryota; Fungi; Ascomycota; Dothideomycetes; Eremomycetales; Eremomycetaceae. The record is from RefSeq and is a predicted model, not a curated record. The transcript has a single exon. Bases 1 to 918 code for a protein of 305 amino acids.
AUGUCUCUUGCAAGAGCCUUCACCACACAUCGCAAGAAGCCAUCCGGCUCUGAACCGCCGCCAUCGCCGUCGCGAGCAUUCAACAUGCGUUCCAAAGGAUUCGACCGAAACAAGAUCUCCGCGCCCGUCGCGCUGCUCUCGACAACGAACACGCUUGCUUACAACGCACCCGACAUUCAAACCCUCAAGACGCAGACCCGCAACAUCUCCAAUUCUUCCUCCGCCUCAACCGCCUCCGUGCAAAGUUCCGAUGAGUCGGACAGCCGCUCCACAUCCACACGAUCCGUCCGCUCAAGAGAAACCCUGACCGACGCCUCAUCCGUCGGCUCCUCACCCAGUUCUCCGCAACCCAACCACCUCUCCGAGUACUUCAAAUCCGCCAGCAAUUCGGGACAGGCUGGUCCCCGCCGUUCCGCAUCAUCAAGCAACCUUCGACCCCCGUCUUCGCGCCAGACGCAAGCUUCUCUCCACGCCGACACGCCCUCCGUUCCUGAGCGUGCCGCGUCGCACAGCAAGCGAGCGCACGAACGCCUCGCCCGACAACGUUCGCUGCAACAUGUCCGCGCCCACGGCAGCAUCGGCAGCAUCAACAGCAUCGCGAGCGCUGGCUCGGCGACCCCGGCGGUCCCUCAACCUAUGGCGCCCCGCGAGCAGCGCUCGAGUUUGGACAUGUUCAACCGCGCGGCCGUGGACGCGAGCCACCCGUUCGGAAAAGAGCUGGAGAAGUUGAGCGAGGUGGCGGAGGAAUUCGGGGACGCUAUGCGGUCGGCGGAGUGGGAUGAGGAUCUGGCGGUGAUGCGACGGAGGGGGUUGAAGCGGUUCUGUGCGGAGGAAUACCGGUUCGAGAUCCGGCCGUUGUUUGUUGCCGCGUUCCCUACCACGCCUCGGCAGGUGGCUGCUGGGGGCGCAUGGAUCUGA